AUGGCUGUUACCCAAUGUUGGGCGCGUUGCGGGUUCAAGGCAGUUCCCUUCGAAAUUAACCUACAAGGUGAGGUGAUGGACAUACUCAGUCCUAUCGGGUUCUGUGUCGCGUUGGUGAUGGCGCUACGGCUUAAGCCAAAUGCGUUCUGUAUGAUAGCGACAGUUUGCAGCACAUGGGUAUUUCUGAGUCGUUCCCAGACACGAAGAUCGUUCUUCAACCCCUUGGGGGAUAGAAGGGUCAAGAGUGUAGAAGACGCAAACGCCAUGGUGUCCCGGAUGACGUUGAUCUUGUACAUCCUACAGUGCAAAAACGUGUUUUACCUCUAUGAACAGCCAGGGUCAUCAUUGCUUUGGAGCCAUCCCCGGAUGGAGGACUUUAUCAGUUCUGUUCAUGCCUAUAGGGCAUGGACUUGGAUGGGGGCCUUUGGAGCCUCCAGCCCGAAGGGCACUACAUUAUGGUCUUCAAGACCUGCUGUGCAGAAAAUGUCAAGGGCAUUACCUGUUGGUAAAAGUUGGAGCGAUGAUAUCACAACCCGUACUGUUUUGAAAAGUGGCAAACCUUCUGUAUCCGGUGGCAAAGGCUUAAAAGAAAGCCAAACUUACACAUCACAGUUUGGUUUUGCUACCCUUUCUGUUUGGUUGGAGGAAGAUGACUGGCCUGAAUCUGAUUUGACUUCGGUCACUCUUCCAACCAUUUGGUCUCCAUUGGUUAAGAAAGACCGGUGGGAUGAUGCACGUCUUCAAGAAGUGAUGCAGUAUCUCACUACCCAUUAA
Cladocopium goreaui is the source of this 774-nucleotide messenger RNA. The record is from the annotation of a GenBank genome assembly. NCBI's taxonomy places the organism in Eukaryota, Dinophyceae, Suessiales, Symbiodiniaceae.